Mugil cephalus (flathead mullet) is the source of this 1880-nucleotide messenger RNA. It is a transcript of the gene alg3, whose product is annotated as ALG3 alpha-1,3- mannosyltransferase. The record is from RefSeq and is a predicted model, not a curated record. The transcript is spliced from 9 exons. Bases 46 to 1353 code for a protein of 435 amino acids. NCBI's taxonomy places the organism in Eukaryota, Metazoa, Chordata, Actinopteri, Mugiliformes, Mugilidae. Gene Ontology annotation, cellular component: endoplasmic reticulum. Gene Ontology annotation, molecular function: dol-P-Man:Man(5)GlcNAc(2)-PP-Dol alpha-1,3-mannosyltransferase activity.
CACUAGGCCUCGCUGCUCCACGUCGCUGCUGCUCUUGCUGCAGAGAUGUCAGGAGGUGUGCGGAGAAAGUCCCCCGCAGCCCCGGCCCCACUGUGGGGAAAACUCCGCUCACUCUGGCAGGACAAACAUUUAAUCCUGUUCAAGACGGAGCACACGUUACUGGUCGUGACAGUUUUGUGGCUCCUCGAGAUCGGCAUCAAUGUGUGGGUCAUACAGAAGGUAGCAUACACCGAGAUCGACUGGAAGGCCUACAUGGAUGAGGUGGAGGGAGUCAUCAAUGGCACCUACGACUACACCCAGCUUAAAGGCGACACAGGCCCUUUAGUGUACCCGGCUGGAUUUGUGUACAUCUUCACGGCUUUGUACUACAUCACUAGCCAUGGGGUGAACAUCCGUCUGGGCCAGUACAUAUUUGCUGUCUUCUACCUCGUAACGCUACUGCUUGUCUUCAGAAUUUACUACCGUACUAAAAAGGUCCCUCCGUAUGUGUUCUUCUUUGUGUGCUGCGCCUCUUAUCGGAUCCACUCCAUCUUUGUGCUACGUCUCUUCAAUGACCCAGUGGCCAUGAUGCUGCUGUUUGCAGCUGUCAAUCUCUUCAUGGAUGGAUACUGGACCCUGGGCUGCGGCAUUUACAGUUUAGCAGUGUCUGUGAAAAUGAACGUGCUUCUCUUUGCCCCUGGGUUGCUCUUCCUCCUCUUGUCUGAGUUCGGCCUGAUCAGGACCAUCCCCAAGCUUGCACUGUGUGCAGGAAUCCAGCUGUUGCUGGGCCUCCCGUUCCUCCUGGAGAAUCCCGUCGGUUAUGUGAGCCGGGCCUUCGACCUGGGCCGUCAGUUCAUGUUCAAGUGGACGGUCAACUGGCGCUUCCUGCCUGAAUGGCUCUUCCUGAAUCGCUCCUUCCACCUGCUGCUGCUGGCCGCUCACCUGCUCGUGCUGCUGCUGUUUGCUUUCCGCCGUUGGAAGAGACCGGGAGAAAACAUCCUUGAACUCCUUAAGGAACCAGGAAAGAGGAAAACCCCUCCUCAGAAAAACACUGUGGAUCAGAUAGUACUGAUCCUGUUCACGUCUAACUUCAUCGGCAUGUGCUUCAGCCGCUCGCUGCACUACCAGUUCUACGUCUGGUACUUCCACACGCUCCCUUACCUGCUGUGGAGUGGAGGAGUGAAGAAGUUGGCCCACCUGCUCAGGGUUCUGAUCCUGGGUCUGAUCGAGCUUUCGUGGAACACCUACCCCUCGACUAAUGGCAGCUCAGCGGCCCUCCACGUCUGCCACCUCAUCAUCCUCCUUUGCCUCUGGCUGGCUCCGCCCCUGCAUUCAGCCCCAGCACAAACACAAGACAAGGACAAGCAGCACUGAUCGGAUCCGAACUCGCGCUCGUUUCUAAUCAGCUGUAGAACGGCCUCCAUCCACCAUCUUCCUCCUCCUCCUCCCUCCUCCUCCCUGUGGGGCAGAGGGAGGUCACCGUGAUAAGACUGUUAACACGUCAGUAAAAGGAGCCAUUGGACGCUUCUCAUCUCGGCUCGCUCCUUACAGUGAAGCGGGCCGAUGCAUACGGGUGGCUGCAUGAUGAAAUGACACACUUGCAGUUGAAGAGAUGAGAGGAAACAAAAAUAGAUUCUCAGGUUUCAUUUUCAGAUACAUAACAGGAAGAACGGAGAACAGUGUUGGUGGGAAGAAUUUGUUACAUGGGCUGUAUUUCUAAUGUCAAAACUAUUCUGUCCAUAAUAGUCCUGUCUUAAUCGGUCAAAACUCAAUACUGUGAUUUCAUGUUCGGAUACUUCAGAGAUCUUGUCAACUGAAGGAAGUGGUAUACGAAGAACUUCAUCAUAUUCACACACACUAUUCGCUCUGGACAAUCAUGGCCACUUUUUUCUGUCUGUUUU